Sander lucioperca (pikeperch) is the source of this 2464-nucleotide messenger RNA. It is a transcript of the gene rasef2, whose product is annotated as ras and EF-hand domain-containing protein. The record is from RefSeq and is a predicted model, not a curated record. NCBI's taxonomy places the organism in Eukaryota, Metazoa, Chordata, Actinopteri, Perciformes, Percidae. The coding region runs from base 286 to 2280 and encodes 664 amino acids. The transcript has 17 exons. Gene Ontology annotation, molecular function: GTPase activity; calcium ion binding; GTP binding.
AACUCAGGAUGAAGCCAAAUAAUGAUAAACUUAGUUAGUGCCUGAUUGAAUCCAGGUAGAAAGUGGCACAUUGGGUCGUAACAUGGUCCAUUGAUUCGGAUGAUACCCGCCUACACUGAGAUGUGGACCAAUGAGUGGCUCUUAAAGUACCUCUGUGAGACCUUUAUUGAAACUUUUAUUUUGGCUGGCACGCCACGCAGCCUAUUUGUCAGCUUAUCAGUUCGUGAGAGAAGCCGGGUUGAAUUUUAACUGAACAUUUUAUUUGUGUUUUUGAUUAAUUCAAAUAUGGACCGACCCAGCCUUCGGAGGUUAUUUUCUGCUUGUGAUGUUAACAAGUCCGGUAAAAUAGAGUACGAGGACUUCACCGUUGUCUGCAGGGAGCUCAACGUCUCCGAAACUGAGAUCAAAACUCUGUUCAACAAGUUCGACGCAGACGAAGGCGGAUAUAUCGACUACAGCAUGUUUUCGUCCAGGUUUCAGGAGGUUUCAGAGACUCUGGACUUGGCGUCUUUUGGUGCUGGUUCGUCCCAAACCCAAGGUUGUCCGUGGGAAGAGUUUGUAGGCAGGAUAGAUGCGGAGUCACUCCUCUCUGAAAGUCUCAGGGAGCAGCUGGCUGAUCUUUACCAGGCCAUGAACUCCUCUGCAAACACAACUCUGCUGCAGCAGUAUGAGGAAAUCAUCCACUCUCUGAUCAGUCAAAGCCUGGACAACCGACUAGAGUGUGAACAGCUGGAGACCAGUUUAAAGAGAGCUGAGGAGAUGAACAACAGUCAGCUGGCAGAACUGGAGGACGACAUACAGCAGCAGCUUGCCAGAACAGAGGAGAGGGUGAGAGACGAGGAGCGUAAGAAAAUGGAAGGAGUUAUAGCGACCAUGCAGAGGAAGCACGAUAACAAGGUCGCAGACCUGCAUGCAACUGUGGACAGACUGUUAAAGAGCCAAGAGGACUCUGAAUUAAACCAUUCAAAAGAGGAGGUGGUCAGACUGAACAGACAGAUCAGUGCUUUCUCACAGGAAAAUGAGGACCUGCGAGCCUCUCUGCUGCAAGCCCAGACAAACAUCGCCAUCCUGCACUCCGAGCUGGACAAGCUGAAGAACAUGUACGCAGACCAGAAAGCUCAACAUGAAAGAGAAACGGAUGAAUUGAAGAGGAUGGUUAUGGAAUACCAAUCAUAUUCCAAUCAGAUUCAGAUUCUCCAGGAAACGAACAAAGAGCUGUAUGACAGCAAUGACGGGCUGCGCUCUGCGUUGGCCAGUGAAGUGGUUGCAGCUAAAAGGAGGCUGUCUCCCCAAAAUGAAAUCCCAGCCCGAAGGAUGAAGCCCCUCCGACAGAGCACACUCAACCACAGCAGCUCUGAGCCGGAUCCCAGCAAAACGACCUUUUCUCAUGUGGCCAGCUGGGCUGAUAGGUACCUGGACAGUGGAGUGUCGCUGCCGAUGGACACAGCGGAGAGCUCAGCCAGUGAUUACGACAGCGACGACAGUAGGGGCUCGGUGGAGACGGUGCACCAUAGUUACUCGUAUGUCCCGUCUGAUGUGGAGAUAUCAGAAAUGAAAUCUGAAGCUACAGUAACGACGGCUCCUAGCAAGGCAAGCUCUAUUGCAUCAUCCCUACGAAGACGUUUGUCUGCAUUUUCCUCAAAGCCUUUAGAAGCAGACAUAGAAGAAACUGAGGAACCUGCUCCGAUGUACCGUCUGGUUUUAGCUGGAGAUGCAGGAGCUGGAAAGUCUAGCUUCCUUCUGAGACUGACGCUCAACGACUUCAGAGGAGAUAUUCAGACAACGCUGGGAGUUGAUUUCCAAAUGAAGAGGAUGCUUGUGGAUGGAGAGAAGACGAGCCUGCAGAUAUGGGACACAGCCGGACAGGAGAGGUUUCGUAGUAUCGCUAGGUCCUAUUUCCGCAAAGCUCACGGAGUCUUGCUCCUCUACGAUGUUACUUCAGAAAGCAGCUUCCUUAACGUCCGAGCGUGGGUGGAUCAGAUUCAGGAUUCAACGGACGAGAAAAUCCCCAUGUGUGUUAUUGGAAACAAGGUGGACCUCCGAGAGCAGCUUCCAGAGGGGAGCUGUGUGAGCAGUUUGCACGGAGAGAAGUUGGCCAAGGCAUACGGCGCCUUGUUCUGCGAAACGAGUGCCAAAGAGGGAACCAACGUUGUGGAGACUGUGCUUCAUCUAGCGAGAGAAGUAAAGAAAAAUGUCAAACUGAGGCGGCAGUCGAAUUCUCAGGUCAGACUGAGUCAAUCCAACCCAAAGAAGACUCUCAACGCCUGCUGUGGACUGUAGAUGGUUGAUAUCAGUAGAUACGAUGGAGCAAUGAAGGACUAUUUUGUGAUGGAGAAUAUAAUUCUCUUACAUGUUUUUAACCUUUGAAAUAUUUAAAGCUUAACUUUUUGAUAUUAAUGAACGUCCGUUACAUUCAAGCCAUUGCCAAAUGAGUUGCUACAAAGUUAAUUAAGACUAUCAGCUC